Messenger RNA from Porites lobata, 1455 nucleotides. The record is from the annotation of a GenBank genome assembly. Lineage: Eukaryota; Metazoa; Cnidaria; Anthozoa; Scleractinia; Poritidae.
AUGGAUUCAGCAAAAUUCGAUGAUAAACACGAGGAUACCGGACUCGGGCUAACCUUCGUGUCGAGACCAGAGGAAUUUCUCAUCGAGAAGAGCGCAAAAAAACACACCUCAAGCCCAGCUCACGAAGAAAUCGUCGACUCAACAAAGACUGAGGUUAGCUCAUCUGUUAUUUUACCGGAUAAUGUGUCUUUACGUCCAAAAAUAGAGGAAAUUUCAUCGAUUACAAAUGCCGACAUUAUUGUCGAUUCGAGUAACACUAGGCCCAGGACCCUCACGGCCAAAGGGCGGGAAUACAAAUGUGGCUUGAAGAGAAGCGCUGCGAUAGAUAACGACCGUCAGUUUCGCUCUAAAUUAGACACUUUUAAAGAGCAAAUCCUCUCAGGCAAAGAUCCUAAGGAAAUUAAGGAAGAUAUUUCAGCUUUGAUCAAGGAGUUAGACAUUGUCUUACAAAGUUUUGACCAAUGGAUAGAGCUAUCAGAUGAUUCGGAUGAAACUCAUCAGGCCACAAGUAAACAAGCUUAUUUGCUUGACACAUGGAAAGCAGUUCAUGAUACAGCCGUGAAAGAAAUUGACAAAUUACAAAAUGAUGCAGCCUCUAUCACAUCUCAAAGGUCCCACCGUUCACGAGUCUCGAAAGGGUCGGGAUCAAGUAGAAGUUCUUGCAAGGAGACCCUGCUUGAAUUUCGAGCUAAGAGAGCAGCCCUAGAAGAAACGUUGAAGUUUUCAGCAGUUAUUGCCGAACAAAAACAGAAACUGGAACAGUUGAAAAUACAAAAAGAACUUGGAGAAGUCACUGCACAAGAGCAAGUCUACCAAAAAGCAAUGCAAGAAGAAAACUGUCUGCAGUCGCCUGCACUGCCGACAGAAACCUAUGAUCCAAUUUCCACCUUUAUUGCCAGCAAUAAUGCUGACGAAUAUACGUCUACACCGGGUGCGCCUGCUACAACGCUCUUUGACACUAGAACACCAGUGACUAAAGUGACAGUGACGUCAUCGUCCACACCACUUGACGUUGUAUCUGUAUCUUUGAAUCAAGGCCCUCAAGGAUCAACCAAUCGAAUCUCACACUCUACCACUGCAACCACCUUCAGCUUAAGAGGACAAGCUCCUCCAGUUUACACAUCGCCUGCGUGUACUAUGUCCCAAAUUGGACUCACACCUCCAAGAGGUUUUUGCGGAAAUUUUCCAGCGUUUGUACCAUCGUCAUAUACAGCCUACUCCCCUGCACCCCAAGAUUAUUCAGUGCAACUAACUGACACCCUAGCCAAGAUCAGUCAGCUACAACGCCUCCCUCAAGCCACGCCAGAUGUUUUUAAGGGUGAUGAGACUGACAAGACUAAAUUCUUCCUGUGGGAGAAUUCUUUUGAUAGUCUGAUUGAUUCAGCACCAGUGACAGCCCAACAGAAACUACACUUCUUGUACCAAUAUUUGGAUGGCAAAGCCAAAAAGUGGUAG